This is a messenger RNA of Harpia harpyja (harpy eagle), 5875 nucleotides long. RefSeq names its product bestrophin 3 (gene BEST3). Gene Ontology annotation, molecular function: chloride channel activity. NCBI's taxonomy places the organism in Eukaryota, Metazoa, Chordata, Aves, Accipitriformes, Accipitridae. The transcript is spliced from 10 exons. The coding region runs from base 373 to 2379 and encodes 668 amino acids. The record is from RefSeq and is a predicted model, not a curated record.
UUCUUCAUUCAAAUGAAAAGGGUCCUUCCGACGGCAAGUGGCGUUAUAAUUAUAGACUAGGAAAGAGCAAGAUCAGCAGCUGCUGCUGCUGCUGCUGCUUGUGUUUGUUCCCUCUGUAACUGACAGGACAGAGUACUUGGCAAAAACAGACUUCCAGAAGUGGAAAGACAUUUUAACCCCUGUUCUUGUCAGUCCACUCCUCCUGGGGCUCGGCAGCAGCAACCCCUUACUUCAGGUUAAGGGAAGAGCAGGGUGACUAUUGCAGACCUGAGGAGGACUUUGCUUGGGACGCCUGAGGAAGAGGAAGGGUCCAGGAUUUGCCUUCGGGCUCGGAUUGCCGGAGCAAAAUAGCAGGCACAGCCUGCCAAGACGAUGACAGUCACUUAUUCCAGCAAAGUAGCAAAUGCCACUUUCUUUGGAUUUCACAGAUUACUCCUAAAGUGGAAAGGCAGCAUCUACAAAUUACUGUACAGAGAAUUUAUUGUUUUUGCUACUCUUUACACAGCGAUAAGUGUAUUAUACAGAUUUUUUCUUACAGGUAGCCAAAAACGGUUCUUUGAAAAAUUAUCAAUUUACUGUGACAAAUAUGCUGAACAAAUCCCGGUAACUUUUGUGCUUGGUUUCUACGUUACUUUGGUGGUGAAUCGCUGGUGGAACCAGUUUGUGAACUUGCCGUGGCCCGAUCGACUGAUGUUCCUCAUCUCUAGCUGUGUCCAGGGCAGAGAUGAAUAUGGGCGCUUGUUAAGGAGGACUCUCAUGCGUUACGUGAAUUUAACAUCUCUGCUGAUCUUUCGCUCUGUGAGCACAGCUGUGUACAAAAGGUUUCCCACCAUGGACCAUGUGGUAGGAGCAGGUUUUAUGACAAGAUAUGAAAGAAAAAUUUUUGAUGACCUUAAGUCUCCCCACCUGAAAUACUGGGUUCCAUUUGUCUGGUUUGGAAAUUUGGCAUCGAAGGCACGAAAAGAAGGAAGAAUUCGAGACAGUGUGGAUCUGCAGACACUGAUGAAUGAGAUGAAUAAGUACCGGUCUUGGUGUAGUCUUCUGUUUGGUUAUGACUGGGUUGGAAUUCCACUGGUCUAUACCCAGGUUGUUACUCUUGCAGUCUAUACCUUUUUCUUUGCCUGCCUGAUAGGGCGCCAAUUUUUGGAUACUGACCAAGGGUAUCAGGGACAUGACUUAGAUCUUUACAUUCCAAUCUUCACACUGUUACAGUUCUUCUUCUACGCCGGAUGGCUCAAGGUUGCUGAACAGCUUAUUAAUCCAUUUGGAGAAGACGAUGAUGAUUUUGAAACUAACUGGUGCAUCGAUAGAAAUUUACAGGUCUCACUUCUGGCGGUGGACGAGAUGCACAUGAACUUACCAAGGAUAGAGAAAGACAUUUACUGGAACGAUUCCUCUGCCCGGCCGCCCUACACAAAAGCAGCUGCUGAUUACUGUAUUCCUUCAUUUCUUGGAUCAACGAUUGAAAUGGGGCUGGCUGAUACCGAAUUCCUCUAUGGGGAAGAGUGGCCGUGGGAAGAGGAGAAACACCGAAGACAACGUUCAGUGCUGAGAAAAGUCAAGAGAUUUCUCAGCGUCCAUGAGGCCCCUUCGUCCCCGGCUCACCGCCGCUACAGUCGUCAGACAAGUGAGAAUUCGGUGUUUUUCCCAGCAGAUGAAAAGGGGCACAUCAGACGGCUGCAGGAAAUGCACACAAGAGGGAGACACUCUACCUCCAGCUUCAAGAAGAAAUAUGAAGGCUUUGACAGAAGUAACAGACUUCACAGUAGCAGAGAUCUAGGACCCAUAACUGAAACCUCAAGGAGCGAGGCACAGUUCGGUGACAGUGACACCUCAUCCGAGACAAACAAGCCUGUUCCUGAGGUCGUCAUCUCUGAAGCCAAGGAGAAAGUAGCUGAUGUGGUGGGCAAACCAGAUCUGCAAACAGAGCGUGCCGCAAGCAUGACAGAAGAGAUGCUCCAAAGGAGCCUAACUGAGGCAAAUGUGACUCUUCUGGACCAUCCUUUUUUCCCCCCCGAAAUGACUACAUACCUCCCAGGCUCUGAGGUGCAUCAGUCACUUCCUACUGUGAUAGGGGAGCCCAAACAUGAACCCCAUGGUAGUAACAUAGCCGGUUUCAUAACAGAUCACGAGAGAAACCUUCAGAGAUGGAGUUUACCGAGCUUCCAUAGUCAUAGUACACUGUCAAAUGCUGACACCGCAACGCCUUUAACAGAUUCUGGGACAACUUCACAACAAAGGACCUUCAGCGAUGGAAAAAAUGUUACUUCUGCUGCUGCUCCAGAGACAUUUGAGAUGCAGCACUUAUGGGAAAACCUGGAUAGUAAAGAAACAGCCAUAGUAGAAUUUUCUAAUGAGAAAAGUGAAAAAAAACUUUGACUGUGCUUCCCCUGGGUUUGACUGAACUUCUCAUCUUCUCUUGAAAGUGGUUCUCACACAGAUUUGCUGAAAGUGCAGACAUGAUGCUCAGACAAGUCCUGAACGAGAUCCAACAGAGGAUUUGGCCACCUAAAUAGGAGGCAUUCUGGUGACACGCUUUAAGCCACUUGGUUGCUGGCUUGAAAUCUAUGACCCUGUGGGGAAAACAUUUAUGGGGAGAACUGGGAGCCUCAGGAGUGGAUGCAAACCAGCCAGUGCACAUGGCAGCGAGCUGUGUAGGCUCACCUAGAGGAAACACUAAGGUUAUCAGAAGAGCGGAGGUGGCUCUCUCCACUUUGGAUCCACCCUGAACACGGCUACCUUUGGCCGUUCCUUCAGAUUAAGGUCCAUGACAUCCUUGUAAGAUCCACCACCAGUUUUGGUUUCUACUCACGUGGAAGGGGAGCUGUGGGCUCAAUUCCCUCCUCAGCCUGGAGAGAUCCAGCCCGCCAUCUCUCACUGCCUGGUGGAACGCGUGAAAAAUCAGGCUCCUCGCUUGUGCGGGGCAAGAGCCUGCCCCCGCUCCUGCUGAAGCUAUGCCACUACACAGCAGAAAAAUAAAAGGAUUAAAUGUUUAACCUCAUUAAGAAAAAUGGAAGAGGUAAAACUGCUGAUGAGCUGGGCAUGGGAGGGCUGAGCCUUGGUCUCUGCUCCUUGCAGCACGUAUGUGGCAUACCAAGUGGCUGUUUAUUGUAAAAGGCCAUUCCCAUCGCUCCCUCGUGAUGGGAGGGCUGUGGCUCUCUCUCAAGAGGUGAUGGAGCUGCAAGGGCAGCUGAGCUUAGGGCCCCACUCUUGCGGAGAUCUUCAGCUGGAAGCGCAGAGGCUGCAGUCCUCCCAGGGAGACAACCAAAUGGCCCAGGACCGCCAACAAAAAUUGCUCUCCGCUUCCUUCCUCCCUCCCCUGUUCCCAUGCUGCCCAGACGUACCACACACACUCUCCUUGAACCCAAAACCAAGACAGCAUUAGGUGGCUCCUGCUGCUCCAGGGGUGGCCAAGCCACCUCCCUAAACCUGCCAGUAGCAGCCUGGCCUUUCUUCUGCUGCUCCUGCCAGAAGUCUCAAAGCAGACCCUGAGAGCAGUGGCAGCUCUUUGCUUUUAGCUCUCACCCACGUCUACACAAACACAGUCCAGCGUGCGAUGCCAGCAUUCCCCUACAAGUGAGUAUCCAAGUAGGUGGUCUCCCUGGACAAGGGAAUGACCAGGUAGCUCAGGGGCUGGGAAGAACAGAGGGAGGGGAAGAUGCAGAAAAUUAUGGGGCUGCAACAGCCAGCAAGUGGUCUGGACAGCAAGUCCACCCACCUCUGAAGGUUGCACUUCAGACAACAAACCAGCAUCUCUGCCAGGGUAACUGGUAGCACCAGUGGCUCCUGGGAGUCUUCAGGACCCCCUGAAGCUGGGAAGGGAAUGAAUGGACCUGCCUGCUCCUGCUCCUCUGGCCAACAGCGUAGGUGAGGAGCCCUUCCAGUUGGCUAUCCCAUAGAGCAGGACUCUGCUAUCUCAUCUGGGGGGGCUUUGAAAACAAAUCAACCACCCUCCCCACUUCUGCUUCAUCCAGCUUUGUUUCGGUCUGGGAACCGGCUCCUGUUGGUGUGCGUUACACACGGUCUGAGCAGUGCCACCCUUUCAAAUCCUUCAAAGACACUGGACAAAAGCACAUGUAUCCCCAUCGCUUUAGGAAGCAGAGGACACUUAGCCCAAGGAAGAGCUGUUUAAACUCAUAUUAUGGGAAUUUCAGGCAUGCAGAAAAGCCAAGCGCAGAUUUCCCAGGCACCUACGGAGGCACUUCUUCGCACCAUGAGAUGAGGUGACGCCAGUGUCUGACAGCAGCUGAGCAGUGAGGUUUGAUCACAGUUCUGGAGUGAGGUGUUCUGGUGCAACCUCACCCUUGCCACUCCACAACAAGUCCUCAGGCAAAUCAGGUUGCGAUGUUCAGGUUUGACCAACAAAACGAGAACCUCAACAAAGUGAAAUUAUGUUGAAAUAAACAGCACCUUAGCCUAGCAGUCCUAUUUUCUGGCUGGCCUUUACUAGGCAAUACCCAGCUUCUGGCAGCAUCCUCUAGCUUUUCAGUCAUCAGAGCCCCAGGCUGCUGACUCUCCCUGGGGAAGAGGACUCUGUUGGCCUGUGACAACGGUGGAAACGCAUAGUUUUCCCUUCCCUACGUCAGCAGAGAAAAAAAGAUGUUCCUCCAGCAUUCCUUCUUUCUUCCCUAUUUCUUCUUUUAGCUGAAGCCACACUUUUCAAUUCAAUAUUUUCUCAAUUUAGUUGCAUCUGCAACUGCCAAGGAACUCCAUUUACCAGUGAGCUUAACUUUAAUAAAUGGUAAAUUUUAAGUAUAAAUGAUACAUUUUAAGGAUGCCCAGACAGCUCCAGUCACACAGCUAGACACAAAGUUAAAGUAACUGCUGCUCUCCUUGGGGGCCUGAAACACUCCUCUAUAGCACUUUGUUAAAGUCAGGAGAGCAAUACAGGUUUGGGGGGAGUUUGGCCAUACCCCUCCCAGCCAUGCAUGUAUAGGAAGGGUUUUCAGCAGCUGUGGAGACAGUCUGGCCUAUUAUCUAGCUCUCUCCUUGCGGUAUGUAAGCUUGAGGAACUGCAUAAGGGAAUUUAAGCCAGAAAUUAGAGAUGACUGUAGCGUGCCCACUACAAAUCUGCACUGAGGGUCCGGUCCCACCACACCUCCUCACUCUCCUCCUUCACACAGCUUCUACCAGGGCUUAAGGUGUUGGAGCAGAGUGGUCGUCCUCCCCAACCCAGACACCAGCAUGCUUCAUCCCUGCACUGCUAAGCCUGAAGAAACCUUCCUAGCUUCUCAUUGUCCAGCUCUGCUCAUCCUCCAUCACCUUCUUCUCAGCCUGGCCGCUCCCUAGGACGCACACUGCUGCUUUCCACCAGGACGUUACGCAUCUCGGGAGCGAUGAUUUUGCUACCUCUCCCACUCACUCUGCCAGCACUCCCUGGCCCAGCAACUGCAUUCAUUCUUUGAUGGAGGCUCAGGGUGGCCACACGGUAGCCAUUAGGUAGAUAAAAGCUUCAGUUAAGUCCCACGGAGGUGUCUAUUAGACAUGGAGACGCGUGUUAAAUUAAGAAUGACAGCUCUGAAGUCCCGCAAUGUAAUCUGCAAUACACAAAUAGCAUCGCACACAGAGCGGGCCAGCUCCAGGUUAGCUGUAAUAUUCUGUUGGUUGCUCGUAAAGAAGCUAGUGCUGGGAUGAGUUAUCAGAAAAAUUUCCUCUCCUCAUUUAGUCUGUUCUCAUUUUUGCAAACAUCUGCAGGCUCUGAUUUUUAUUAAAUUAUCUUUGGGAUUAUGUGCUCUUUUAGGCACUUCUCUCGGUAAACUAUUUGCCUUAGCAUGGUAAAUGGACUAUUUUAGCAAACCCAACAAUUUACAAUUCAUGUUCACUGGUAUAAACAAGGUUGAAUUAUUGCGUGAAUAAAGGCACUUUGAGAAACACA